Messenger RNA from Cynocephalus volans (Philippine flying lemur), 4677 nucleotides. It is a transcript of the gene DDX1, whose product is annotated as DEAD-box helicase 1. Gene Ontology annotation, cellular component: nucleolus. The transcript is spliced from 26 exons. Gene Ontology annotation, biological process: rRNA processing. Gene Ontology annotation, molecular function: RNA helicase activity; ATP binding; protein binding. Lineage: Eukaryota; Metazoa; Chordata; Mammalia; Dermoptera; Cynocephalidae. The record is from RefSeq and is a predicted model, not a curated record. The coding region runs from base 86 to 2308 and encodes 740 amino acids.
GCCGGAAGCGCGCGCUGCUGCAGCCGCGGCGUGUCAGUGGGGAAGGAGGGAGCCGGCGAGCGAAGCCGCGGACGGGGGCGCGAAGAUGGCGGCCUUCUCCGAGAUGGGUGUUAUGCCUGAGAUUGCUCAAGCUGUGGAAGAGAUGGAUUGGCUUCUUCCAACUGAUAUCCAGGCUGAAUCUAUCCCACUGAUCCUAGGAGGAGGUGAUGUACUGAUGGCUGCAGAAACAGGAAGUGGAAAAACUGGUGCUUUUAGUAUUCCAGUUAUCCAGAUAGUUUAUGAGACUCUGAAGGAUCAACAAGAAGGCAAAAAAGGAAAAACAACAAUUAAAACUGGUGGUUCAGUGCUUAACAAAUGGCAAAUGAACCCAUAUGAUAGAGGAUCUGCUUUUGCAAUUGGGUCAGAUGGUCUUUGUUGUCAAAGCAGAGAAGUAAAGGAAUGGCAUGGGUGUAGAGCUACUAAAGGAUUAAUGAAAGGGAAGCACUACUAUGAAGUAUCAUGUCAUGACCAAGGACUCUGCAGAGUUGGGUGGUCUUCCAUGCAGGCUUCAUUAGACCUAGGUACUGACAAGUUUGGAUUUGGCUUUGGUGGAACAGGAAAGAAAUCCCAUAACAAGCAGUUUGAUAAUUAUGGAGAGGAAUUCACUAUGCACGAUACCAUUGGAUGUUACCUAGAUAUAGACAAAGGGCAUGUCAAGUUCUCGAAAAAUGGAAAAGAACUUGGUCUGGCAUUUGAAAUACCAUCACAUAUGAAAAACCAAGCCCUCUUUCCUGCCUGUGUUUUGAAGAAUGCUGAAUUAAAAUUUAACUUCGGUGAAGAAGAAUUUAAGUUUCCACCAAAAGAUGGUUUUGUUGCUCUUUCCAAGGCACCGGAUAAUUACGUUGUCAAAUCACAGCACACAGGUAAUGCACAGGUGUCACAAACUAAGUUUCUCCCAAAUGCUCCAAAAGCUCUCAUCGUUGAACCCUCCCGGGAGUUAGCUGAACAAACUUUGAAUAACAUCAAGCAGUUUAAGAAAUAUAUUGAUAAUCCUAAAUUAAGGGAGCUUCUGAUAAUUGGAGGUGUUGCAGCACGGGAUCAGCUCUCUGUUUUGGAUAAUGGGGUGGAUAUAGUCGUGGGCACUCCAGGAAGACUGGAUGAUUUGGUGUCAACUGGAAAGCUGAAUUUAUCUCAAGUUAGAUUCCUGGUCCUGGAUGAAGCUGAUGGGCUUCUUUCUCAAGGUUAUUCUGAUUUUAUAAAUAGGAUGCACAAUCAGAUUCCUCAGAUUACCUCUGAUGGAAAAAGACUUCAGGUGAUUGUUUGCUCUGCUACUUUGCAUUCUUUUGAUGUAAAGAAACUGUCUGAGAAGAUAAUGCAUUUUCCCACAUGGGUUGAUUUAAAAGGAGAAGAUUCUGUUCCAGAUACUGUACACCAUGUUGUUGUCCCAGUGAAUCCCAAAACUGACAGACUCUGGGAGAGGCUUGGAAAAAACCACAUUAGAACUGAUGACGUACAUGCAAAAGAUAACACAAGACCUGGAGCAAACAGUCCAGAAAUGUGGUCUGAAGCUAUUAAAAUCCUGAAGGGGGAGUAUGCUGUCCGGGCAAUCAAGGAACACAAGAUGGAUCAAGCAAUUAUCUUCUGUAGAACCAAAAUUGACUGUGACAACUUGGAGCAGUAUUUUAUGCAACAAGGAGGAGGACCUGAUAAAAAAGGACACCAGUUCUCAUGUGUUUGUCUUCAUGGUGACAGAAAGCCUCAUGAGAGAAAGCAAAACUUGGAAAGAUUUAAGAAAGGAGACGUAAGAUUCUUGAUUUGCACAGAUGUAGCUGCCAGAGGAAUUGAUAUCCAUGGUGUUCCUUAUGUUAUAAAUGUCACCCUGCCUGAUGAAAAGCAAAACUAUGUACAUCGAAUUGGUAGAGUAGGAAGAGCUGAAAGGAUGGGUCUGGCCAUUUCCCUGGUGGCAACAGAAAAAGAAAAGGUUUGGUACCAUGUAUGUAGCAACCGUGGAAAAGGGUGUUACAACACAAGACUCAAGGAGGAUGGAGGCUGCACUAUAUGGUACAACGAAAUGCAGUUGCUGUCUGAGAUAGAAGAACACCUGAACUGUACCAUUUCUCAGGUUGAGCCAGAUAUAAAGGUACCAGUGGAUGAAUUUGAUGGGAAAGUUACCUAUGGUCAAAAAAGGGCUGCUGGUGGUGGAAACUAUAAAGGCCAUGUGGAUAUUUUGGCACCUACCGUUCAAGAGUUGGCUGCCCUUGAAAAGGAGGCGCAGACAUCUUUCCUGCAUCUUGGCUACCUUCCUAACCAGCUGUUCAGAACCUUCUGAUUUUCACAUAUACUGAAUAAGAUUUGAGUAAUAAAAGUCUGUAGUCUUAAAGCUCUAAAACAAUUGUACUGCUUCCAAGCAGCAGUAUUUAUAGUAACAUAAGCUAUUAAUGCUAAUUCUUGCAUGUCAGGAAACAUUAGUCUUAGGAAUUCUUUAUAAAAUGGCAGCCUAAUGACAAUAAAUUUGAUGACUAUAUUUUCAUGAAGGUUUAUGUCUUAAAGUUAUACUGAUUUAUGUAUUUCUUUUUAAAGAAUGCUAUGGGCUUAUGAAAUAAAAUUUGGGAAAGGACCUACGUGGAAUCACUAGCGAAUACUCUAAAAGUAAUUUUUGUCAUAGGGAGUGGUUGUAAAUGGAGAUGAUCUUCAGAUGGUUAAAUUUGUCUUGGUGUAUACUGAAGCUAGAGAAGAGUUGGAACAUGAAAGAAAAUUGGAUAAUCACAAACUAGAAAGACUGCUUCGUUUGGAAGCCUGGAGAUUUUUAGGGAGUUAGAAAAGGUUCUGUGUCUGUCUAAGGACUGAUGACUGAUGUGAUGGUGACAGUGAAGAUGUAUCUCUGAAGGAUUACCUUCUUUUUAAGAACCUUUCUUUCCAGAUGAUACAUACCCAUCAAGAUAAAACUAAUCUGCUGCUUCUGCAGGUCUUAAAAGCAAACUUAAACUCAGUUCUUUGGAAUAUAGUUCCUUAAACACUAACUCUAGCCUAAAAUACCAGAAGGAAAAAGGAAAAAUUAAAUAUGUACAAUCAAACGGUUCUUUUGUGCCUUUUGGCUCUUAGUUUAUAGAUUAGUUUUUUGGUGAUAAUUAUUCUUGCCCUAGAGUUUCCUUAAGGACACAAGCUAUUAUAAUUUCUUGUAUGAUAGUUUUCAAACCUUUUAGCACUGAGAUGUUUUCUUCAAGCAAAACCUGUUGAAUGAAACAAUAGAGAAACAGAUAAAAGCUCCAGGGGGAAAACCAUGCCCUAGUAUAUCGAGUUUUCAAAGUUUGUGAGAAAUGAUUGAGGAUAUCAUUCUUUCAUUUAUCUCUAGACCACCUUCUCUGGAGAUGUAGAAUCACUGUAACAGAUCUCAAGGCUAUCUGAUGACAGCUCUUUGCAGUGUUCACACACAUUAAUCACUGCUUUAGAAAUGAAUUUUUAAUUGACAUAACAGCAAAGAAAAGACUGAGAUUCAGACCAUUUAAAUAUUAAAGCUAGUAGGGAUCUUCCUGAUCACCUUGUUCAUGCCCUGGUUUUAUGGGUAUAAAAGCUGAGUUGAGAGAAAUGCACAUUCACGUGGCCUGGUUGGUAGACUGGAAAUAGAACUUGGGUUUCCUAGUUUCAGCUUUACUCUUCGGGCUACCUUUGGAAGAUGAUUCUCAGAUCUAAAUGAGUAGGCCACAGAGGAAUGCUGGGUGGUACAGCUUAGUGAUGGCGGAGAGCGUUGUUCAGUUUUUUCCUCUCCAAAUUAUUAUUCAACUGGAGUUACCCCAGGGAACAGAGUUUUCAAAGGAGGAAGCCAUAUGUAACCAGAUCAGCAGGGUUACUUGGAGACCUGACUCGCCCUUUUUUCCCUACCUACAUCACUAUUAAUCUAUCUCUUUACUCUUAGUUCUGCUUCUAGAUGCUAGUUCCUUCAGGCAUCUGUAGUAUUGCUAAGAAUGCAAAUAAUUGUCUGGUUAAGAUGUGGUCACUGAGAGAUGCUAAUUGCAUCCCUCCUUUGGGGCUACCUUUCCCAGAUUCUCGUCAGUGUGGUAUGAGUGGAAAUGAUGUGUACAACUUUUGGGCCUCAUGCUUCUGUCUGCCCUUUCCCUCUUUUCUCAGGCUGGAACUUACAUGUGGUAUUAGUGAGCCAGUUACCACCAUUAGAAAAGUGUAAUACUUGGGGAAUGGUAGAGCAACAAGACAGAAGGGACCUGGCUGACCUUGGGAAAGAGGACUGCUCGUCCUGUCUGCUAUGCCUGUUAACAAUAACUUGAUUUUUUUCUGAGCCACCUUACGUUUAGGUCUCUUUGUUAUACAAUUUUAUCCUCUAUCCCAACUAAUGUAGAACACUUGAAGCCCUUGAAAUUCCAGGAAAUGUUAAAUAUUAACCUUCAAAUGGCAGUACUUCUGACUCACAGCUUCGUCUUUGUCCAUUCUGUAGUGCAGGAAUUUGUAAGUGUACUCACAGAUCUGGUGUCUGAUUGUCUGUCAGUCUCUGGUCUAAACAGAAAUGCCAAGACUUGCCCCAAUUUCAACACAUUAUAGACAGGGCUCUAGGUCUUAGGAGUCUUGGCACAUUCCUCCUUAUUACCUAUCUAUUUAAUUCAGUUCAUUGUCUUCGAAGCUACCUUCAGGCUUUCAUUUGCUAGAGUUAACCUUUCAAAAUGACUGAAGUGGUUUUAUGUUCGGGGA